AAAUGAAGUGGAGGAAGAUCCAAUAUUGUUCCUUUACUCAUAGGCUUUCUGGUCAAGGGAUUUGCAUCAAUGGGGUUUCAAUAUGUGAUAGUUUGCUUUGAUGUUAAGGCUGAGAAAUUUAGGUUUAUUGAUGGAUGGUAUAUUCAUCAAUUGAUAAAUUAUAAGGGUAAAUUAGGUGGGGUUAAUUUGCACUAUGAGCAGCAUAGUGAAUGGAAUGGUGGAUGGUAUAUCCGUGAGUUACGACUAUGGGUUCUAGAGGAUGUCGAGAAACAGGAAUGGUCGAAAUAUGUCUACCCUUUUUGGGAGAAUGGAUACCGCAAUCCUCUUUCCGUUGUUGGGAUGACUAUGACAAGUGAAAUUGUUUUGUCGGAGACUUGGGGAUCUAGGCCUUAUAAUGUUUUCUACUUGAGUCCCGAGAGGAAAACUUUCCAAUGUGUUAACUUCCAAGGUGUUGGAGCUAAACAUGAAAAGUUUAAUCAUUGUGGUAUAGUUUAUGCCUUUGUAGACCAUGUUGAGGAUCUUAGUGUUAACGAUGCAAAGCAACUCAAGUCAAGCAUAUAUGCUCUAGAUCGAUCGUUGUAUGUUUGAGAGCAUUAACAAAUUUGAU
Messenger RNA from Arabidopsis lyrata subsp. lyrata, 607 nucleotides. Its product is annotated as F-box protein At3g57590. NCBI's taxonomy places the organism in Eukaryota, Viridiplantae, Streptophyta, Magnoliopsida, Brassicales, Brassicaceae. The transcript has a single exon. The record is from RefSeq and is a predicted model, not a curated record. The coding region runs from base 70 to 588 and encodes 172 amino acids.